GAUAAUAAGCUCAUUUUUUAUCUCUCACUUUGUGGGAGUGUUUUUGUUUUCCGAGAUCCAAAAUCUUCUCUUGGAUCCAAAAGCUUCGUAACUCCGUGGAUCUCCUCCUCUCUCUCUCUGGAUCUCGUACCUUGAGCUGCAGCACCGGAAAAGAUGGACAAAUCUAGUACCUUGCUUGUGCACUAUGACAAAGGGACUCCUGCAGUGGCCAAUGAGAUUAAAGAAGCUCUCGAAGGAAAUGAUGUUGAAGCUAAAAUUGAUGCCAUGAAGAAGGCGGUUAUGCUUUUGUUGAAUGGUGAAACCAUUCCUCAGCUUUUCAUAACCAUUAUAAGAUAUGUGCUGCCUUCUGAGGACCACACAAUCCAAAAGCUUCUGUUGCUAUACCUGGAGCUGAUUGAAAAAACCGAUUCUAAGGGGAAGGUGUUACCUGAAAUGAUUUUGAUAUGCCAGAAUCUUCGGAAUAACCUUCAGCAUUCGAAUGAGUACAUCCGUGGUGUGACACUGAGGUUUCUCUGCCGGUUGAAGGAGACUGAAAUAGUAGAACCGUUGACUCCAUCAGUGUUGCAAAAUCUGGAGCAUCGCCAUCCGUUUGUACGUAGGAAUGCAAUCCUAGCUAUCAUGUCGAUAUAUAAGCUUCCACAAGGAGACCAACUCUUUGUGGAUGCACCUGAAAUGAUCGAGAAAGUUCUAUCAACAGAACAAGAUCCGUCUGCCAAGAGAAAUGCAUUUCUAAUGCUCUUUACCUGUGCCGAAGAACGAGCAGUGAAUUAUCUUCUGAGCAAUGUUGACAAGGUUUCAGACUGGAAUGAAUCACUUCAGAUGGUGGUGCUGGAGUUGAUUCGAAGUGUGUGUAAGACUAAACCAACAGAGAAGGGGAAAUAUAUUAAGAUUAUUAUUUCUCUGUUAAGUGCUACUUCUUCUGCAGUUAUCUAUGAAUGUGCUGGGACACUUGUUUCUCUCUCUUCUGCCCCGACUGCUAUUAGGGCUGCUGCCAACACCUACUGCCAACUUCUUCUUUCUCAGAGUGACAACAAUGUGAAGCUAAUAUUGCUUGAUCGGUUGUAUGAGCUUAAGACAUUGCACAGAGAUAUCAUGGUUGAGUUGAUAAUAGAUGUGCUCAGAGCACUCUCAAGCCCAAACCUUGAUAUCCGCAGGAAGACACUUGACAUUGCCCUUGACUUGAUUACCCAUCAUAAUAUUAAUGAGGUCGUUCAAAUGUUGAAGAAAGAAGUUGUGAAGACACAGAGUGGAGAACUUGAGAAGAAUGGGGAGUACAGACAAAUGCUUAUUCAAGCAAUCCAUGCUUGUGCAGUGAAGUUCCCCGAAGUUGCAAGUACAGUAGUCCAUCUUCUAAUGGAUUUCUUGGGAGAUAGCAAUGUGGCUUCAGCUCUUGACGUGGUUGUUUUUGUUAGAGAGAUAAUAGAAACAAAUCCGAAGUUAAGAGUUUCAAUCAUAACCAGGUUGUUGGACACGUUCUAUCAGAUCCGCGCAGGAAAGGUCUGCCCUUGUGCACUUUGGAUUAUUGGGGAGUAUUGCCUAUCACUUUCAGAAGUUGAGAGUGGCAUUUCAACCAUUAAACAAUGCCUUGGCGAUUUACCAUUUUACUCUGUUUCUGAGGAGUCUGAGCCAACUGAGACAUCGAAGAAGAUUCAGCCUACCUCUUCUGCCAUGGUGUCCUCUAGAAAGCCAGUGAUUCUUGCUGAUGGAACUUAUGCUACCCAAAGCGCAGCCUGAACCACAUUCUCCUCACCUACAGUUGUUCAAGGAUCACUGACUUCUGGAAAUUUGAGAGCACUGCUUCUAACUGGUGAUUUUUUCCUUGGAGCAGUGGUUGCUUGCACGUUGACUAAACUUGUUCUUAGGUUGGAAGAGGUUCAGUCUUCUAAAACUGAAGUAAACAAGACAGUCACACAGGCUUUGCUGAUUAUGGUUUCUAUGUUGCAACUUGGGCAAUCUCCUGUUUCUCCACACCCUAUUGAUAAUGAUUCGUAUGAGAGGAUUGUGUUGUGCAUAAAAUUGCUUUGCCAUAGGAAUGAUGAGAUGAAAAAGAUAUGGUUGGAAUACUGUCGCCAGAGUUUUGUCAAGAUGAUUUCUGAAAAACAGCUUAGAGAGAUGGAGGAACUAAAGGCAAAGACCCAAACAACUCAUGCUCAACCUGAUGAUCUAAUUGACUUCUUCCAUCUAAAGAGUCGGAAGGGAAUGAGUCAACUUGAGUUGGAAGACCAGGUACAAGAUGACCUAAAGCGUGCAACUGGAGAAUUCACCAAGGACGAGAACGAUGCUAACAAACUUAACCGCAUUCUUCAGCUCACGGGAUUCAGUGACCCAGUCUAUGCUGAAGCAUAUGUGACGGUACACCAUUAUGAUAUUGCGCUCGAAGUUACAGUAAUCAACCGUACCAAGGAAACCCUUCAGAAUCUGUGCUUGGAGUUAGCAACCAUGGGUGAUCUCAAACUUGUUGAGCGUCCUCAGAACUAUAGUCUGGCACCUGAAAGAAGCAUGCAGAUAAAAGCAAACAUCAAGGUCUCGUCCACAGAGACGGGAGUCAUAUUUGGGAACAUCGUCUAUGAGACAUCAAAUGUAAUGGAGCGAAACGUCGUGGUUCUUAACGACAUACACAUUGAUAUCAUGGACUAUAUCUCCCCUGCUGUGUGCUCAGAGGUUGCUUUCAGAACUAUGUGGGCAGAGUUUGAAUGGGAAAACAAGGUUGCUGUGAACACCACAAUUCAAAACGAAAGAGAAUUCCUCGACCACAUUAUCAAAUCCACAAACAUGAAAUGUCUCACUGCCCCAUCCGCAAUAGAAGGUGAAUGUGGAUUCCUUGCAGCAAACUUAUAUGCAAAAAGUGUGUUUGGUGAAGAUGCUCUUGUGAAUGUGAGUAUUGAGAAGCAAACCGAUGGAGCAUUGAGUGGCUACAUAAGGAUAAGGAGCAAGACGCAAGGGAUUGCUCUAAGUCUUGGGGACAAAAUCACCCUCAAACAAAAGGGUAGUAGCUGAGGCAUGGAAUGGUGGCGUGCAAGGUAACAGGUUUAGACUACGUACGUUUCUCUCUUGAGCAAUUUUUUGUUGGUUGAAUCUGUUUACUACAAGGAGAGAGGAGGCGGUUGAGGAUAUGUAAAGAGUCAUUUCAAUUUGUUAUCAUUCUUCCUUAACCGGUAUAUUUUCCGGUAUGGCACCGAUGGAUUCUUCCUCAUACGGCUGUGCUUUAUUUACACUACUAGACGAUUUUGUUUUAUUGGUAAUGCUUUCUUCUUCUUCUAUAAAGUCGUUUGUUGAGGAGAUUAAGCCGUGAUUUUCUUGAAAUGCUUUAUGAUAUAGUAGAUUUCAAAGCA
This is a messenger RNA of Arabidopsis lyrata subsp. lyrata, 3332 nucleotides long. RefSeq names its product coatomer subunit beta-1. The record is from RefSeq and is a predicted model, not a curated record. NCBI's taxonomy places the organism in Eukaryota, Viridiplantae, Streptophyta, Magnoliopsida, Brassicales, Brassicaceae. Gene Ontology annotation, biological process: endoplasmic reticulum to Golgi vesicle-mediated transport; intra-Golgi vesicle-mediated transport; intracellular protein transport. Gene Ontology annotation, molecular function: structural molecule activity. Gene Ontology annotation, cellular component: COPI vesicle coat; cytoplasm.